GGCAGCACUGAUGGGCAUUGACAGGCAUCACUGAUGGGCACUGAAAGGCAGCACUGAUACAUGGCACUGAUAGGUGGCACUGACUGGCACUAAUAGGUGGCACUGAUUGGCAGCACUGAUAGGUGGCACUGAUGGGUGACACUGAAAGGCAGCUCAGAUGGGCACUGAUAUGUGGCAUUGAUGUGGCAAUGAUGGACACUGACAGCUGGCACAGCCGCGCAUGCGCAGAGAAUGCGCAGAGAAUGGGAGGACGUCAUAUGAGCCAAUCACGGCAAGUGAUAGCCUGCUCGGAUUGGCUGCGUCAGAGAGGCGGGCUGAUGAUGUCACAACUUCAGCCAAUCCGAGCAGGCUCUGUA
Molecule: messenger RNA, 356 nt
Organism: Staurois parvus
Lineage: Eukaryota; Metazoa; Chordata; Amphibia; Anura; Ranidae
Source: the annotation of a GenBank genome assembly